This is a messenger RNA of Rangifer tarandus platyrhynchus (Svalbard reindeer), 210 nucleotides long. Lineage: Eukaryota; Metazoa; Chordata; Mammalia; Artiodactyla; Cervidae. The record is from the annotation of a GenBank genome assembly.
AUGGCCCGGCUUGGAGAGCUGGCAGGGCUCGGCCACUCAGCAGACGUGUCCUCCUGGCCGCACUUCAAGGACAACAGGGCAAACCCUCGUGGUGGAGGGGCCGUUCCCAGGCGCCCAGGCCUUCUGCCCCCGCAGGCCCGCUCGGGGCAGGGUCAGCUGGUGUGGCAGCCGGCUGCGUGGAUCUGGGACACAGACCUGCCUCCAGAGUGA